AUGGAAACUGAAAACACAUCAGAUGUGUGUGCAGCUGUUGUUAAAGGCCAAGCCCUUUUUAGAAAGAAUGCAGCACAACACUUGUCUGAUCUCACAAUGCUGCAACAAACUAAUCCAUCAUUUAAGGAAUCUUUGGCAAAAGAUAUAGAAUGUAUCAGGGUUGAUGGGGCCUCUGAUGAGGGGCCAGGGCAUGAAGAAGUCCAAUUUUAUUGGACUGAGAGACAUUUGUCAAUGAGCAAAGCAUGUACGAUUGUUACUACAAGGCACAGUGGUGGCAGUUACCUUAACAAAGUCGAACUCCUGAAUGGAUGUAUUUCUGUAGGUCAUUCUAAUGUUUUCAUACCAUCAACGCUGAAUGGACCAUGCUAUACAGAUGAAGACUCAAUUGAUGACGAAAAAGUGAAACUAAACCAGGACAUUGCAACUGAUGUCUACAUUGACCGUGUUUCUGGUUCAACGUUCAAUGGGAAAGAAAUUUAUUUCACAAAAGGGGCAAGUGAUGUUCAGGCAAUUUACAACCAAAGCAGACGCGAUCACCUUUUGGUAUUCUUGAAAGGAAGUAAGAAGCAAAAAGCAGCGUUAAAGAAAGAACAAUCUACAUUAUAUACUUAUUUUGAGGAAGUGUGGAAAGUAAGGAAUAGCCACAUGGUGAAAGGACUACCCAGCCAGUAUGUGUUUGUACUUCUACCAUGCUACAAACACGACUGCAGUCAUGAACUUUGUGGAAAGGGUAAACCAGAAAAAGACAGACUUUGGUAUGAGAAUGGCCCUCCCCUGAGAAAUAUUCCAUUCCCCAUUCCUGACCAGAAACGACCAUGGGGCAGUGAAGAUUGUACUGAAUGUCAGUCUGUUUGUAGUGGGCAUUUCCUUUCCCCAGAAGAUAAUAUUCAACAUGUGGCAAAACACGGAACAGGAGACUGUCAGUUCUCUCCACCAAGUGAAGUUAUCAAGUCCGCGUUCAGUAAAAGAGCAAGGCAGGGCCAGCUGA
This is a messenger RNA of Porites lobata, 988 nucleotides long. The record is from the annotation of a GenBank genome assembly. NCBI's taxonomy places the organism in Eukaryota, Metazoa, Cnidaria, Anthozoa, Scleractinia, Poritidae.